UUGUGUCCAAUCACAGCUGACCGCAUAAGAGACAUCUUCACUGAUGAUCAGUGCCCUGAUGAUCAGUGUAGCCCCAUCAGUGCCACCUGUCAGUGCCCAUCAGUGCUACAUAUCAGUGCCUACCAGUGCACAUCAAUGCCACAUAGUGCCCAUCUGAGCUGCCUUUCAGUGCCAACUAUCAGUGCCAGUCAGUGCCACCUAUCAGUGCCAGUCAGUGAUACCUAUCAGUCCUGCCAAUCAAUGCCACCUAUCAGUGCCCGACAG
Staurois parvus is the source of this 264-nucleotide messenger RNA. The record is from the annotation of a GenBank genome assembly. NCBI's taxonomy places the organism in Eukaryota, Metazoa, Chordata, Amphibia, Anura, Ranidae.